Phoenix dactylifera (date palm) is the source of this 2811-nucleotide messenger RNA. It is a transcript of the gene REME1, whose product is annotated as Pentatricopeptide repeat (PPR) superfamily protein. NCBI's taxonomy places the organism in Eukaryota, Viridiplantae, Streptophyta, Magnoliopsida, Arecales, Arecaceae. Gene Ontology annotation, biological process: RNA modification. The record is from RefSeq and is a predicted model, not a curated record. Gene Ontology annotation, molecular function: zinc ion binding; protein binding; RNA binding.
GCUAGCUGCAUUCUCCCACCCCCAAAUAAAGCGAGACAUGAAUCCCCUCCUCUUCCGCUCAAAUCUUCAGACAGCGACGGCGCCUGCAAAUUUAUCAGGCGGCCGUCCCCCAUAUGAAACUCCUCUCCAGAUCCAUCUUAUCACUCGGUCCUCCUCGCCCUCCCCUCCUUUCUCUCUCCUUCCCCUCUUUUUCUCUCUUUCACACCAUUCCUCCGGUCCCCAACCCGCCCCCACCCCACCACCCAUCGAUCGAAUCCUUCUCCCACCUAUGCCUCCACGGUCCCCUCCCCGCCGCCAUGGCCGUCAUGGCCUCCCUCCAGGCCCACGGCCUCCGCGCCGAUCCCAUCUCCUACUCCCACCUCAUUAAACUCUGCCUCAACCAUGGCUCUAUCGAUGAUGCCCGGCUUAUCCACCACCACCUGUCCUCUGAUGGGCAUUGCCCAAAAUUGUUCCUUUCCAACACUUUGGUCGGCAUGUACGUCAAAUUUGGUCUCCUCGAUGAAGCACGGAAGGUGUUCGAUCAAAUGCCCGAGAGAAAUGUGGUAUCCUGGACCACCAUGAUUUCGGCGCUUACCAACCUCGAACAAAAGGAGGAAGCUUUGAUGCUCUUACUCGAGAUGCAGAGAGAUGGAAUUAGACCUAACAUGUACACCUUCUCGUCAAUCCUGAGAGCCUGCAUGGCGCUGAGAACCCUCUGGUCGAUCCACUGUUGUAUAAUUAAGUUUGGCUUGGAGUCGGAUGUCUUUGUUAGGAGUUCUCUUAUCGAUAUCUACUCAAAGUUUGGAGAUUUGGAGCAUGGGUAUCGAGUUUUUAGUGAAAUGGUCACUCGAGAUUUGGUUGUAUGGAAUUCGAUCAUUGGGGGCUUCGCUCAGAGUGGGGAUGGCUACAGGGCUGUAGAUCUCUUUAUGCAGAUGAAGAGGGCUGGCUUUUUGGCAAACCAGGGGACCUUGACUAGUGUUUUGAGGGCUUGCACUGGAAUGGUGCUGUUGGAGAUGGGGAAGCAAGUUCAUGUGCAUGUGCUCAAGUAUGAGAGGGAUUUGAUUCUUGACAAUGCUCUACUUGAUAUGUACUGCAAGUGUGGGAGCUUAGAGGAGGCAGAUGCUUUGUUUCAGAGGAUGCCGGAGAGGGAUGUGAUCUCGUGGAGCACGAUGAUCUCAGGCUUGGCUCAGAAUGGGAGAAGUUUGGAUUCGUUGAGACUAUUUGAAUCAAUGAAAGUCAUUGGGCCUAUACCGAACUAUAUUACCAUUGUGGGAGUUCUGUUUGCUUGUAGUCAUGCAGGUCUUGUUGAAGAAGGAAGGUACUAUUUUAGGUCAAUGCAGAAACUCUUUGGUAUAGAGCCUGGAAGGGAGCACUAUGGUUGCAUGGUUGAUCUUCUUGGGAGGGCAGGGAAGCUUGAGGAAGCCGUGAAGUUUAUUCAUGAUAUGAAUUUCAAACCGGAUUCGGUUAUAUGGAGAACUCUUCUUGGUGCAUGUAGAGUUCAUCGAAAUGUGAAUUUGGCAGCAUAUGCAGCAAAGGAGAUUCUCAAAUUGGAACCUGGUGAUGAAGGAACUUACAUCCUCUUGUCUAACAUUUAUGCAGACUCGCGCCAAUGGAGUGAUGUUGAACAAGUGAGGAAAGCCAUGAGAGACCGAGGGGUAAGGAAAGAGCCAGGUCGCAGCUGGCUUGAAGUAGGUAAGCAGAUCCAUGUCUUCAUUGUAGGAGACAUGUCGCACCCACAAAUGGACAUUAUUGUAAAAGAGCUGAACCGAUUGGUUGGUAGAAUAACCGAACUGGGGUAUGUUCCCAACACAGACUUUGUGUUGCAUGAUCUAGGACAAGAGCAAAAAGAAGAGUCGCUUCAAUAUCACAGUGAGAAGCUGGCUAUUGCAUUUGGGAUAAUGAACUCAACAAUGGGAAAGCCCAUAAGAAUCAUGAAGAAUCUUAGGAUAUGCGGUGAUUGCCAUGCCUUUGCGAAGCUUGUUGCUAAGACUGAAGACAAGGCCAUCAUCAUACGGGAUCCAGUUCGCUUCCACCAAUUUCAGGAUGGAGUUUGUUCAUGUGGAGAUUACUGGUGACAGCCAUAGGAAGAAAGACACGGUGAAGCAGAGGUGAGGCUCGUGUGGUCUUACUCUGCUCACCUGAUACCAUAGAGCUCCUCCUGCAUGCUGCCAUGAAUGUGUGGCUAGCUUUGCUGAGCUGAUUAAUUAUGAUGGUCAGUCCAGAGUGAUGAUGGAAGUUCAGGAGUUUGCAUGUUGGAACCAGUCAGGAUGCAAUAUAAAACUAAUCAGCUUAAUGUUUAAAGACAGUUAUCACAUCCCUUUAAAUUCGCACAGCAAGGUUGCAGAAUAUAGCAAAGCCAUUGAGACUUGGUUGAAUCAAAAUGAUCAUCCAUGGUCUCCAUGCUCGCCAUGUCCAAAGCUUAUAGAAGUAACCAAGUGGAUGAUAUGUCAGGACCAUGGAGAGGAUUCAUCCAAAAAGGGACAUAUGUUCUUGCUUUAAAGGAUCAUAUCUACGAGAACUAAUCAUGCUAGGAUAAAUUUGUAUUCAUUCUGAUUAUUAUUUUUUUCACAAAAUGUGAUCCCUAUUUGUUACUGUUUUUAUCUUCUGAACAGUUAUGUUUAUCUCAAAUCCUGACAAGCAUGGCAUGAUAUACUUAACAGAACAUGGUUAAGAUGGUGCAUGCUGUCCCAUUAUUCGCAGAUACAAGAAAUCCUUUUUUGUGCAAAUAGAUACAAUCCUUUUUUGGAAAACUACAAUCUGUAAAACUGGUGUCAGCACAUAGUUUGAAGCUGAACACUCUGGAUCUAGGGCUAUAUUGAAUUAUUCAUAUUA